Messenger RNA from Paramecium octaurelia, 1578 nucleotides. NCBI's taxonomy places the organism in Eukaryota, Ciliophora, Oligohymenophorea, Peniculida, Parameciidae. The record is from the annotation of a GenBank genome assembly.
AUGAUUAUAUUCAGGGCUAGUUUUGCAUUUGCAAGGAGAGUUAAAUAACUAAGAACUUCCUUAAUCAACAAUUCAAAAAAAAAUGAUGAUGAAAAUAUUUCAGGUGAAUCAAUUGAAUCUAAGGAGAAAGAGGAGAAAGUGAAUAUACCUGAGAAUUAAGAUAAUUUGGAAAACAAUCAGAAAAAGGUUUUUGAGAAAAAAUUCAUAAAAUCUCCCGAAUAUUUAAUGGCAUGUAAUCAUCAACCAGCUCUUUCUUUACCAGAGGAGAUCUUAAAAAAGGCUAGAAAAGUAUUUUCAAAAUAUCCUCCUGAUGAAUUAAGAGAAGCUUCUUAUAAAUAUAUGAGAAUGUAUUAAUUAUUGCAUGCACUUGAGAAACCAGUAUCUGUCACAAUAAAAAGGAACAAUUUAUUCGAGAAUCCAGAAAAUUUAUAAAAAUUAACAGAGAAAAAAGUUAUCCAUUUAUAUAAAAAAGGAACAAGUGAAUAAUAAAUUUUGGAUAAGAUAUUCGAAAGAAGAUAGAAGAAGGAUGUAAAUGUGGAUAGAGUAAAUAGUGCUGAAGAAAAACUAGAAGAAUUUCAUAACUUUGCAUCUGCCAUAGAUUAUGACUAAAUUUUAACAGUAUCAUACUUCUUAAGAAAAGUUCCUGGAUCUUUUGCAGUUGGUUAAAAAAUAAUGACUGAAAUAUAAAAGAGAAAUCCAAAUUUUAAUCCAAAAUCUAUGCUUGAUUAUGGAAGUGGAAUAGGAACAUGGGCAUGGAGUUUCAAGAAAUUGUAUCCUGAUGUUAAAAACAUAGUUUGUGUUGAACCAAAUGUAUAUAUGAGAAAACUAGGAAAAUUUGUUACUUAAGAUUAUAUUAAGGAUGUUAAAUUUUAUGAAAGCUUGUCACAUACAUUGGAACUAAGCUACGAUUAUUUUGAUUUUAUAAGCAUAGCAUAUGUAUUAGAAGAGAUUAAUCAUCCUGAGGCAAGAUUAUUAGCAUUGUAAUCCUUAUGGGCUAAAUUAUCAGAUGAUGGAGUCAUGGUUCUAGUAUGUCCUGGAUCACCAACAGGAUUCCGUUUUGUAAAUGAUUUCAGAGAAUGGAUAUUGAAGUAAAAAGGUGUUGUUGUUGCUCCCUGUUAGCAUUAAUAAUCAUGUCCAAUGGCUAAAGAAGGAUUUUAAUGGUGUCAUUUUAAGUAGAUGUUUACUGCUUGGCCAAAGGAUGGUAAUUUUAAUUGUAUAAUUAAGAGUAUUCCCAAAGUACAUCUAUGAAAAUACUGCUGUGACAGAGAAAUUCUCAUAUUUGGCAGUAUCCAAGAAAGCUUUGGUUUAAGAGGGACAAGAUUGGCCAAGAAUUACAUUCGAUCCAUUAAAAAGAGGAAAGCAUCUCAUUCUUGAUAUGUGUACAGAGUAGGGAACAUUGGAGAGGUAUCAAUAUAUAUAUAUAAAUAAACUAGACGUGUGGUUGCCAAAUCUCAUGGCAAAGAAGGUGGGUAUUAUGAAGCCAAACACUUAAAUGGAGGAGAUCUCUGGAGAUUCCCCAAAUUACCUCCAUCAAAGGUCGGAAAAAAGAGGAGAAAAUAACCAGUUAAAAUUCUUUGA